AUGCUGAGACUCUGUGUCCUGCAUCUCCUGAAUCAGCUUCAGCAUCUCCAUCACUCUGAGCUUCAUCAGCGCUGCGUGAUCCUGAUUAACGGUGGAAUUACAGCAUGGCUGAGGCCGAGGGGCUCUGCUCCUGCUCUUCUGGGUAAGACCCGCCGGGCGCGGUUAGAGCGGCGGGCUGGGGCGGUGCGGGGAGCGGGGAUCACACGGCUGCACUGCCGCAGCACCGGAAGGGAUGUGAGAGCCUCGUGUUGUAGCUGACUCUGUGUGGACACGACCGCCACCGUGGAAGAAAACAGCAGCUCAUGGCGCCAGGCCUACACAAACUCGGGCUACAGCUCCUCUCCGGCAUCACCCGAACACUUGUGCAAGGCCUGCGGGGGCCAGUUUGACACAGAGAGGAGGAAUGUGUGUGUGGACUGCAGGAAGCAGUUCUGCGGCCGCUGCUGGGUGCGGCCGGAACUCGUGCUGUGCCACACCUGCCAGCGCUUCCACGGCACGCAGUUCGAGCGCAGCGAGCUGAUGCGGCUGAAGGUGAAGGAGCUGCGUGACUAUCUGCACCUGCACGAGAUCCCCACGCAGACAUGCCGCGAGAAGGAGGAGCUGGUGGAGCUGGUUUUGGGGCAGCAUCCUCCCAGCAGCAGCAGCAGCAGCAGCAGCAGCAACUCCGUCCCCCACCCGGCAGCUCCGGACACGCCCCAACUCCCCACGCCUCCGCCCCAACCAGCCGAGGAACCUGAGCAGCUCACAGAGGAGGAGGAGGGUGAAGAUGAGGAUGAGGAUGAAGAGGAAGAGGAUGAUGAUGAUGAGUCCACAGACAGUGAGGAGACGCUGGUGCACAGCCGCAGAGCCUCGCUGUCUGACCUCAGCAGCGUGCAGGACAUCGAGGGGCUCAGCGUACGGCAGCUAAAGGAAAUCCUGGCGCGGAACUUUGUGAACUUUAAGGGCUGCUGUGAGAAGUGGGAGCUGAUGGAGAGGGUCACUCGGCUUUUUAAUGACCAGAAAGAUCUGCACAACCUGGUUUCAAAUACUACAACAGAAACAGGAACAGCGGAGCCGGCUGAGCCCAGCGGGCAGGAGGAGAACCUGUGUAAGAUCUGCAUGGACUCGCCUAUCGACUGUGUGCUGCUGGAGUGCGGCCACAUGGUCACUUGCAGCAAAUGCGGCAAGCGCAUGAGUGAGUGUCCCAUUUGCAGACAGUACGUGGUGCGCGCCGUGCACGUCUUCAGGUCCUGAUGAAGAGCCACGCAGAACUGGAACACCUGCUGGCAGCACACGCACUCCUCUACUGACGUACGGCGCGGAAUCCCUGAGGGUUGUGAGGGUUGGGUCUCUGUCGGGUUUGAUUGCGCUUCAUUUUGGUUUCUGCAGAGAACUUUUGUUGAUGUUGUUGUUUUUGUUGUCUCAUUUACUCCAGAGAGUCUUCUCUUUUACCAGUGAAGCAGCAUUCUGGAACGGGGGAGGGUCAAUGCGGUGUCAAUGUCGAAUUAGAAUCAUUACAGUUGUUGAUUUUCUGUCAUGCAAAACCUUGUAUCUCCAAAAUGGCAGCUUUAAAAUAGGAAGAAACACAUUUAUUGUACAUUUUCAGUGGAAAUCCAUGUAAAAAAAAAAAAUUCAAAGUUUGUGAACCCUUUAGAAUUUUCUAUAUUUCUGCAUAAAUAUGAUCUAAAACAUCAUCAGAUUUUCACACGUCAUAAAAGGAGAUAAAAAUAAUCUAAUUAAACAAGUGACACAAAAAUAUCAUACUUGAUAAUUAAUUGAUUGAGAAAAAACGAUCCAGUAUUACAUGUAAUAAUUGUGAGUGGCACAAGUAUGUGAACCUCUAGGAUUUGCAGCUAGUUUAAAUACUGAGCUCUUCAAAGAGCACUUACUCUCCUAACACCUCUAAAGACUCUGUCCCACUGCGAUUGCGUCUAAAUAUCCACUAAAGUACGUCCAAAUUUAUCAGAAAACACUGCGUCCACUGAGUGAACGCGCUGCGUCCAAAAUAUAGACGCACUGCGUCCAAAUUACGUCCAUAUUCCGUCUAAAUUGAAGUUGGACGCCGACUUCCAAAUUUGUACGUCGACUUCCACUUUUUGGACGUCGACUUCCACUUUUUGGACGUCGACUUCCAACUAUAUAUGGUUGUUUUUUCUAGUGAAUCAUCAUUUCUUCUUGAGCUACAAGAGAGAGCACAUCUAUUCUCUUCUACACAACCAUGGACCACAGAUUCCUUGCAGUGAUGGUGCAGCAGCAGAACAUACUCCUCCAUGUGCUGGACCAGACCGGGAGGAUCCGGGAGGACCGUCCAAAUAUCCACUAAAAUACGUCCGUACUGCGUCUAAAUAUCCACUAAAUUCCGUCCAUAUUAGUCGCCGUCUAUUCCGAAAAUUUUGGGAGGUACCAAAACCACUUUUGCGUCUAAAGUGGACGGCAAUGUCUAAACUACGUCCACUUGGACGGUGCCGUCCAAAUAUCCACUAAACUACGUCCAUAUUGCGUCUAAAUAUCCACUAAACUGCGUCCACUGAAAUUUGGACGUACUUGAGUGGAUAUUUAGACGCAAUCGCAGUGGGACAGGGCCUUAACAAACCAACUACUUCUAACCGCAUUUCCUUCUUCCCCUCCUUCACUCCUCUAUCCCAUUAUUUCCCUUUGACCUCCUUUAGGUCCUAUAUAAAGAUGUUUUUUACCUUUAACUUCUAUUACUUGUGUACUUCACUAUUGUCUGAUAGUGAAGCGUCUGCCAAAUGUAAUGAAAUGUAGUUUAAAGAUUUUCUGGAAAUCGCCUCUUUCACAUUGGCUAAAGUUGAUGUUUAUGAGUCCACCAUCAGGAGAGCACUGAACAGCAAUUGCGUAUGUGUUAGGGUUGCAAGAAGAAAGCCACUGCUCUCCAAAAAGAACAUCGCUAAAGAUUGACAAGCCAGAAAGCUAUGAAAGCUCAGAAUUUAGUCUUGUUUUGCUGCGUCUGGGCGAGCUGUUCUCCCAAAAAAUGGUUCAAGAGAAAUAUAUAAAUAUUAAAUAUAUAUUAAAUCAUAUAAAUGUUUUGGUAUGACCAAGUCAUUUUGGAGCAUUUCUAUUAGUUUAUUCCUCCUUUGAUUUAUGAAACAAAUCAAAUGCCAGAUUCAAAAUCAGAUGUACUGCAAGAUAUAUACUACCUACUGAUUUUAUUAGUGCACGUUUGACAAGAUAGUAUAUAAUAUAUUAAGAUACUAACCAAAAAAAAUGCCAACAUACAUAGCUCAAAGUCAAUGUAAAAAGGUUGUAUUACGAGUAAUUUUGGAACAUUUCUAUUGGUUGAUUAAUUCUGUAUUUAAGAUCCAGAGUCUUAAAAAAGGUCAAAAUCUUUAAAAAUGGAGAUACAAGGUUUUUCUGUUCUGCAUGACAGGUGCUAUUUGUUGUUGUGAUCACUGUCGACUAUGUGGUAGCUUGUUGUAGUUUGACAUUAACGAGUAAAGUACAGGGUAAGGAUAUACUGAGUUUGAUAACUGCAUAUAUAUAUAUA
Messenger RNA from Astyanax mexicanus (Mexican tetra), 3484 nucleotides. RefSeq lists its product as uncharacterized. Gene Ontology annotation, molecular function: ubiquitin protein ligase activity. The transcript has 7 exons. Gene Ontology annotation, cellular component: plasma membrane; cytoplasm. Gene Ontology annotation, biological process: proteasome-mediated ubiquitin-dependent protein catabolic process; negative regulation of extrinsic apoptotic signaling pathway via death domain receptors; protein K48-linked ubiquitination. Lineage: Eukaryota; Metazoa; Chordata; Actinopteri; Characiformes; Acestrorhamphidae. The record is from RefSeq and is a predicted model, not a curated record.